Penicillium brasilianum is the source of this 759-nucleotide messenger RNA. The record is from the annotation of a GenBank genome assembly. NCBI's taxonomy places the organism in Eukaryota, Fungi, Ascomycota, Eurotiomycetes, Eurotiales, Aspergillaceae.
AUGGCGUGGCCCAUUGAUCAUCCCAGCGCAUGGGACGGGAACCGCCGACUUGAACGUACUUUUGGCUACUAUCCAGACGGUUCUUCUCUCCGUCCUACACCGGGCCUAGUGACUCCAGUCCAGGCCCCAAAUGCCGGGUGGAGUGUAUCUUUUGCCACGGGACGUCAACCAGUCUUCUCUACGGUCGACGAGGCAGUUCCAAGCUUGAGCGCUUACGCACAACCCGGUGAGGGAGGCGUAGCAAAUGUACCGGACCCCUGGGCAGUACACAUCCAGGGCAAGGAUUUGAGUGGUGCCAUGCCAUCGUCCAGCGUGCCCCCAAGUGUAGUCCACCGCCCCGUUAGCAGUCUCCUUGAUACUCAGACCGACGUCCUACGCCGUCCUCGGGUAUCUCACAACCCGGGCUUCCCCAUCACCAACCACGAGGGAAGUAGACAUCAGGCUUAUGCCGAGGCGGAUGAGCCACCUCGAAACCUUCAGUAUACCCUAGCCAUAGACAACCACCAUGUAAUUAGCGGCCCGCACGCCAAUGCCAAUGCCAAUGUCCAUACCAACGCCCCCGUCCCCAUCUUACACUGCAGGUGGGACGGCUGCCAUUAUCCUGGUACAUUCAACCGUGAAUCUUCCCUCAUUCGUCACCUUCGGAAUAUGCAUUGGACUCCCCGGGCUCAUCCCUGCUCAGUUCCAGGCUGCCCCAAGGUGUGUAACCGUGCAGAUACUCUUACGCAACAUCUGCGCAACUGUCAUCGUAUGGUUUGA